AUUAUUUAUUGACUUUAUUAGCAAUACAUAAGUCUCCCACUAUGUGAUAAACAUAUCGGCUACUCGUUGAGUUAUAUUUCAUAUCUUUCAUAAAAGACUUUUACGUAAUACGAGUCGACGCGACGACGCGGGCGUAGUGCCACCGAUCGGCCCCGCCACUCACCUCCUACUUUUUACUCAUUGCAUCGCGAGUCGCGACAGCGAUUGAAACGUCUGAUCACAUAAACUAGUUUAAUGUGCGUAAGACUAUUGUGAAUUUUUAAUAAAUAUUUACUAACACAAAAUGUCAGAGAAGCAAUAUAUUUUGGGAAUGGAUAUUGGCACUACUUCUGUCAAAGUAUGUGUUUACGAUCCCGAUACUAGUGAAAUGGUGGCUAAGCAAAAUAAGGAUACCGCCGCAAACAUUCCCAGUGAUCAAGGAAUUGAAGGUAAUAAGCAGGAUGUUCCAAAAAUAGUAUCUGCUGUACAUUACUGCGUCUCGCGACUACCUAGAGAUGUUUUACGGCACGUUAAGAAGAUUGGUGUUUGUGGUCAAAUGCAUGGUGUUGUUUUAUGGAAAAAUAGAGCUUGGGAAAAAGUAGAAAAAGACGGUGUUGUUAUGCGUUUUGAAGGAGUCAGAGAACAAAUGUCAGCAUUAUAUACUUGGCAAGAUACGAGAUGCAAACCAGAGUUCUUGGAAACAUUACCAAAGCCAGACUCACAUUUAAAAUGUUACUCUGGUUAUGGCUGUGCAACCCUAUUAUGGAUGCUGAAAAAUAAACCAGAAAAACUAAAGAAUUUUACUUGUUCUGCAACUGUACAAGAUUUUGUUGUGGCUAUGCUCUGCAAUCUAGAAUAUCCAAUAACAUCGGAUCAAAAUGCAGCUAGCUGGGGCUACUUUAACACUGAGAAAAAUGAGUGGAACUUAGAUAUAUUAAAAUCGAUAGAUUUUCCAAUCAAUCUUUUGCCAAAAAUUAUUAAGAGUGGAGCCAUAGCAGGAACACUAAGUACUUCAUGGAAUGGAAUCCCAGAGGGCACUCCAGUAGGUGCAGCUAUGGGAGAUCUUCAAUGUUCUAUCAUUGCCACACUUGAAAAUAAACAAGAUGCUGUAUUGAACAUAUCUACCUCAGCUCAACUUGCCAUUGUAGUUGAUAAGAUUAAUGAUUUAGGAUGCAAAACAAUUGAACAUUUGCCAUAUUUUAACAACACUUACUUAGUUGUAGCUGCAUCUUUGAAUGGAGGGAAUGUGUUAGCUACAUUCGUAAAAAUGCUUCAACAGUGGAUGAUUGAAUUUGGAUUUCCAAUUCCUCAAUCUAAAUUAUGGGAAAAGCUAAUAGCUCUUGGUUUAGAUGCCCCAGAAGGUACAAACAUGAAGAUAAGUCCACUAUUAUUGGGUGAAAGACAUGCACCUACAGCAAAAGCGUCUGUGGAAAAUAUUGACCUAUCAAAUAUACAAUUGGGUCAUGUGUUCAGAUCUUUGUGUGAUAGUUUAAUAGAUAAUUUACAUUACAUGAUGCCAAAAGAAAUUUUGCUAAAUGCAAAUAUUAAAAGAAUAGUUGGGAAUGGUUCUGGAUUAUCAAGGAAUGCUGUACUACAAAGGGCUGUCGAGCAUUAUUACAGCUUGCCUUUAGAAUUCACAUCAGGAGGAGAUGCAGCAAAAGGUGCAGCCAUUGCAGUUUUAAAUGCUGCCUAGUCACAAUUAAUUGUUUCUUAAAAAAAUUAUGUUUAUUAUAAACAUUAUUCAGGGUUGGAUUUAGAACAACCGGGGCAACUGCACUGGGGCCUCCACAGAAUAGGGGCACCCACAAUAGAAAUUCCCAUAACUCUAACAAAUCUUAAUAUUAUAUAGUGUGUUAUCUUGAAAUAGUCAACUUAUUAUAAUGACAUUAAUUACUGUUUUAAAAGCUACAGAUUCAAAGAGUCAGUAAAUUAUAGCUUACUGAUAGAAAUAAAAAUGUUCAAAUUUAUUUGUUAAAUAAUAAUAAGAACAUCCACUCCUUUGCGGCCCAAGGACCUCCAAGCCUUUAUAUCUGACUCUGAACAUAUCGUAAUAAUAAUAUGAAUAACAAAAUAUUGUUAGAAAAUUUGUAACAUACACAGUACAAUAUUGAUAUGUGAUUUUCUCACAGAUAUACUUAAUAAUGACCAUUAAAUGUCUGUUUACCCAUCAUUUUCCAAAAAUAGUUUUCAAUU
Vanessa tameamea is the source of this 2172-nucleotide messenger RNA. Its product is annotated as sedoheptulokinase-like. The coding region runs from base 284 to 1672 and encodes 462 amino acids. Gene Ontology annotation, cellular component: cytosol. Lineage: Eukaryota; Metazoa; Arthropoda; Insecta; Lepidoptera; Nymphalidae. The transcript is spliced from 2 exons. Gene Ontology annotation, biological process: phosphorylation; glycerol metabolic process. The record is from RefSeq and is a predicted model, not a curated record. Gene Ontology annotation, molecular function: sedoheptulokinase activity.